UUCUAGUUUGUAGGCACUCCUAGAUCAUUCAGUCAUGUCUCUUCUUUGGCAAUGUGCAAUUGUUUUGGCUGUAGUAGUAGCAGCAGCAAGCGCUGCCAAUGAAGAUUUUAAUGUGGAUUGUGAGAAACACUCCAUUAAAGUGACAUGGAAGGUCAGUCCAGAGUUGGUUGAAAAUGCUGCCCGUCUUUUCCUUGGACACUGUGUUCCGUCCACAUUUUCUGUUCUUCCCACGGGAGAAGGGAUGGCGACAUUCCACUACAACCUCAAUGGCUGUGCCAUCAAGAAACGGGUGACUGGCAAAAAACACAUCUAUUCAACCAACCUGACUUACAGACCUGACCGAAAGCCCAAACCUGCUGCUAUUAGUCACCAUAUUAAGUGUGUUUACAUAAGACCUGAGGGAUGGAUUCCCCCAUUCCUUAUCCCUGCCUAUGGUAGUGCUGAGGGUCAUGGAGGAUUGGUUUUCCACAUGGCACUCCUCAAUGAAGACCUUACUGGUCUGGCUAAGACCAGCCUGUUUCCCCUGGGCUCUUUCAUCCCCAUCUGGGCAGCAGUGGAUCAGAAGGACCAUCAGCCCUUGCUGCUGCUCUUGGAGGAGUGUGUGGCGGCCACAACACCAGAACUGCAGUCUGCGAGCCUGGUGUACCCCAUCAUCGCCAACAAGGGUUGCCUUGCAGAUGGGAAGACUGGGAACUCCAGGUUCCUGCAUAGGUACCACUCGUCUGCUAUUCUGCUUUACCUGCAGUCCUUCAAGUUUGCCCUAGGCGAGGAAGUGUAUAUUCAUUGUAAGCUUGUUGCAUGGGACCCUGAGGUUUUUGAUAUAGAAAAGAAGGCCUGCCACUACAUUAAAGAGACUGGAGAAUGGGAGCUGCUGGACGACCCGUCUCAAAGUGACCUCUGCAAGUGCUGUGACUCGAGUUGCAAGCCUCGGUUGAAGAGGGGUGUGGAUUCAGAACCCCAGGGCCUGGUUCAAAACUCUGUUCUUGGACCGCUCACAAUAGUGGAAAACUCUGAAACCCAGAUCCCCAGUGAAUUUGUAAAAUAUCCUACUGUAGAACAAGGGAUGGCUGUCUUUUCUGUCUCCACAGCCAUCUAAUUGUUGGUGGCCUGAAGGGUGCAUCACUUUCCAGUACAUUUAGAGAAGGUGUGGAAACUACACCCCCAGUAUGGUCCUUUGACUUUAGCAUGUUUCAAUAAAAUGAGUACUUUACAA
Molecule: messenger RNA, 1213 nt
Organism: Salvelinus fontinalis (brook trout)
Lineage: Eukaryota; Metazoa; Chordata; Actinopteri; Salmoniformes; Salmonidae
Exons: 10
Coding region: 35-1096 (353 amino acids)
Biological process (GO): binding of sperm to zona pellucida; positive regulation of acrosome reaction; egg coat formation
Cellular component (GO): extracellular matrix
Molecular function (GO): acrosin binding
Source: RefSeq, a predicted model, not a curated record